CUUUAUCUUUUCUUUCAACUCCGACCCCCAGCUGGUGCUGGACUGGUUGCAGGAUUUUUGUAUUAUUUAGCUUUCUAGUGUACUUUCCAUGCUUCCCAACAGUCCUCGCACCAUGCCUGGAGGCUUGCCUUCUGACAUUUGAGGUCCCAACGUUCGCUUGCCUCAAUUUCGCGUGAACCGUCUCGUGCUGGUCCUCCACUACCCUCGCCACCUACUUCAUCGGAAUACAGUCGUAGCUGGCAAAGGAAAUAUACCCCACAAUCCCCUCAAUCCUCAUCGUCUUACGACUCGACGUCGUCCCGCAUUUCUCAGGACUCUUCAUCUACAGUUUCCUCUGCCUCUUCGAUAUUCGAUCGGGUUAAGAACGGAGCCGCAAGUUAUGCCUCCUCAUUCACCAGUAUUGAAGACCAUGACAACGAGGUUGAUAACGAUUCUCGAGGACGCUCUAUGCGGAAGCCACAUUUGCUGCCAUCUCUUUCAGCCCCUCUACCAGAGGGUUGAAAUGGAAAGAACUGAUACUGGUACCGGUGACGGCUAUACCGUGUGGAACCGUGUAGCUACAGCUGCUAGCACGCUGACCAUUAGUGUCAGCAAAGCCUGGGCAGCCAAUGUGUCGGUGCUUUUGGGAGAAGAAACUCCACCUGGACAGGAAUCAAGAUUGACAAGAGCAAUGAAGGCGUAUCAUAUCGAGAAAGCUCGAGACUCUAGCGAGCUCCCUGCGUUUCUUUUUGCAGAACACGAGCGACAACCUCGUAAACGCCCUCCCAGAGUUGAAGAACAGCAAGUGGCCCCUCACAAUGUUCGCAGCGGCAGAGGGCGUGAAGAGGGAUCAGGAGUCAGAAAUCGCAAGGUCCCCGAAUCAGCUUCCACGUUGAAUAGAUCUAUCAACCGAAGCACAGCUCUCAACAACAACAUGGAACUGUCGAAACAAUCACAGACGGGUACAGAUCGUUUGAAGGCUCUUCGUGAGGCGAGACGUACACAAACAACGACUGCAUCUGAUUUUCAUGUUACUACCGAACAAGCUGCCCCCCAACUUCCUCGGCCAAGGGUUGGCCUCCCCUCAACUCCUGGACCUCGCCGUAGAUGAAUGCGAUUUUCAGACCACACACACUCGUUGGACAGAUGGAUGGAAACGAUCACU
Molecule: messenger RNA, 1144 nt
Organism: Lentinula edodes (shiitake mushroom)
Lineage: Eukaryota; Fungi; Basidiomycota; Agaricomycetes; Agaricales; Omphalotaceae
Exons: 4
Coding region: 380-1090 (236 amino acids)
Source: RefSeq, a predicted model, not a curated record